GGGUGGGAUCCCGGGAGCCGGGGGUGAGGCCAUGGCAGCUGGAGGGAGGGUGGGAGGCGCCGCAGCCGCAGACCGAGCAGAGCAGAGCAGCGCCGGGGCCGCUGAAGCGCGUUAAGCCGGGCCUUUGUGGAUAAACAUAUGAACAGAGGAGAAUGGAACAACAUUCAAAUGAGGAGUUUGAUCUGGAGGCCAAUGAACAGCUGCCAAGCAAUACUAAUGAAGAAAUAAAUCUGUCAAUCAAUGAUGGUCCUAGAAAUCAAGGGUCUAUUAAUGGAGACACUCCAGAAGAGGCUGAUACUCCAAAUGGCACAUAUUUUGAGUCAGAAGCACUUUACUCAGCAAAAACGCGAAACAUGAAAACACACCUAGAAACAGAAGGGGAAUGCGGAACUCUUGAGGCACCAUCAGAAAAGGAAAAUGUUGAACAGAAUGAGAAAAACAUGGCAGAUAAUGGUGGAAGUGGCGAGCCAUUUGCCAUAAUAACUUUGAAAAGUGAUCUGCAAAUAAUGUCGGAAAGUAGGCAAGGUGCUGGCGACUGCAUCAAACCGAUUGAAACUGACAGUUGUCAAACACUCCAUCCCAUAUCCGAGCUUUCAAAGCAGGAAGAGCCUACGGAUUGGAUCAAAACUAUAUCUCACUCCAAGUUUGGUUCAGAGAGUCCAUUUGACACCGAACGCACCAAAAACCUGAUGUCUAAAAUGAAGCAGGUGACUUCACAGGAUGCUUUGCUCGAGGAGAUCGAAUCAGAGUUGGAUCUGUUUUCGGUUGAAAUUCCAGCGGACUCUAGCUUACCCAAUGGAAUUACAAAAGAGAGUGGUAGCAUAGCUAUGUUAAGUGAUUCAAUGCAAAGCAAAUAUUUUCACCAAGAAUGGAAAAUAAGAAAACUGAUGGAAGAAAACCGCAAACAUCAGGAAAUGAUUGUAGAGAUCUGUGCAGAGAAAGACAACUUGAAAGCAGAAUUGAAAAGGCGAUCUGAAACAGAAAAGCAAUAUAUCAUCUCUAUCAAACAGGUGGAAGCAAGAUGUGAAGAUCUUAUGAAGGAAGUCAAAGUUACAAAAGACCGAAUAAUAUCUCAAGAUGCCGCUGCCAAAAACGCUAUUCAACAGCUACAACGAGACGUAACGUUUCGGAUAGAACUAGCUAACAAAAAAUGUGAGGAGGCUCGUCAGGAGAAAGAAGGUAUGGUGAUGAAGUAUGUUCGAGGAGAGAAAGAGGCCCUUGAUCUUCGAAAGGAAAAGGAAGCACUUGAAAAAAGACUAAGGGAUGCAAACCGAGAAAUAGAAAAAUUGUCAAAUAAGACCAAACAGCUGACCCAAGAGAAAGCAAGGCUACAGCAACUGUAUGAAGCAAAGGAAGGAGAGGCUGUCAGGCUCGGCAGAGAGUUUGAAAAACUCAAAGAGGACAUUAACUCCCACAUCAUCAAAGUGAAAUGGGCACAAAACAAGCUAAAAAGUGAAAUGGAUACCCACAAGGACACCAAAGAAAAACUGAAGGAAACAACCAACAAACUAACUCAAGCUAAAGAAGAGACUGAACAAAUCCGAAGAAACUGCCAGGAAAUGAUCAAAACAUACCAGGAAUCUGAAGAGAUUAGAUCCAAUGAGUUGGAUGCCAAAUUGCGCGAGACCAAAGGCGAACUGGAGAAACACUUGCAUGAAAAAUCUGACCAAAUGGAGAUCCAUCAUGCCAAAAUAAAGGAGCUCGAUGACCUAAAGCGGACGUUCAAGGAAGGUAUGGACGAAUUGCACACGCUAAGAACUAAGGUGAAGUGUCUUGAGGACGAGCGUUUGAGAACUGAAGAUGAACUGUCAAAGUACAAAGAAAUCAUUAACAGACAGAAAACAGAGUGUCAGACUUUGCAAGAGCGAGUGAAGACUGUUCACAAUUUACAAGAACAGCUUGAAGGGAAUGAACAAGAGAUUCAGUCACUGAAGGAAGAGGUUGAUAAUCUGAACACAGUCAUUACCGAUCUGCAGAAAGAUAUCGAGGGGAGUCGCAAAAAGGAAUCUGAAUUGCUUCUCUUCACAGAGAAACUGUCCAGCAAAAAUGCCCAUCUUCAGUCUGAGAACAACACACUGCAAGUACAGCUUGAUAAACUGAGUAUCCGUGAGCGGGAGCUAACUGGGGAGCUCAACGAGAUGGGAGAAGCACAUACUGAAUUGGUGAACAAAUUGCAAAAAGAACAACAACUACGACAGCAGGAUGUUAAAGCUUUGGAGAGUGAGGUGACCUCGAAACGGAAGGAAGUAAGUGAACUGACCUUGCAGGUGGAUGAGCUUAAAGAUGACCUGGUCACACAAAAACGAAAACAAGCAACUAACCUCAAGGAUCUCACGAAACAGCUUCAGCAAUCACGAAGGCGAUUAGAGCAAAUGGAAAACAGCAAUUGUGACAGCAAAGAGGCUAGCAGCAUGGGAAGUCGGUCAAGUUCAUCAGGUUCUCUUGAUGCCCGAUGUAACAAGGAAGAGCGAUCUCCGGAGAAUGCAGGCUCUUCUGUGCAGGCUGACAGCUUCCCUGAGGUGGACAAGACCAUUCUGAUAGAACGUAUUGUGCGGCUGCAAAAAGUUCAUGCGCGUAAAAGUGAAAAAAUUGAAUUCAUGGAGGAUCAUAUCAAACAACUAGUGGAGGAAAUUCGAAAGAAAACCAGAAUUAUUCAGACUUAUGUUCUGCGAGAGGAAUCUGGGGCCCUGUCAUCAGAAGCAUCUGAUUUUAACAAGGUGCAGCUGAGCAAACUUGGAGGAAUCAUGGCUUCACUUUACACAUCACACCCAGCAGACAGUGGGCUCACGCUAGAGCUCUCCUUGGAGAUUAACAGGAAGUUGCAAGCUGUCCUAGAAGACACAAUACUAAAGAAUAUUACCCUCAAGGAAAACUUGCAAACGCUGGGCACAGAAAUAGAACGUCUGAUCAAGCGCCAGCAGGAAUUGGAGCAGCAGCUAAAGCAAUGAACUAGCACAGUCGCUGGGCUCCAGCAGCUCAUUGUGAAUACAGUUAAACAGGUGGAGAGGAGGCAGAGGUCAUUCAUGACUUGGACGGAUAUGCCUCAUCAGCACUGCACAAGGAGGUGAAGUCGCUUCUAUCAACAAGCAGGUUUGGAGUUAAAUUGUGCUGCAAUUAAAUGAUUGGAUGCAAUUUUAAUAUCAACACUUCCAAGUUGUCGUACUCUUACCAUUAUCUGCAACAACAAACAAUGACUGAAGGCUGCCACAGUCUGCGAAGGAUUUCGAUCAGUGGAUUUUUUAAUGAACUAUUCUGCUGUGCUCUCUGUGCCUCUCAGCACAGCAUCGAAUAUUGUGCGUUUUUACACACGGUUGGCUUCUCGUGAAGUAUAUGGGACUAUAGUGCAAUUGUACAAUGGGAAUUCUGGGGAUUUUCAACUGACAACCUAAGUGAUUUUCGCCCACAAACUACACAGUCACUCCACUUUACAGUAUAUCCUGUGAUGCGCCUUGAAACGCCCUCCCAACGUGAAAGGCGCUAUACCAAAUGUAAGGUUUAUUAUUUUAUUUGUAGCUCAACCAAUUUAUUGGUGAAUUAAAUUCAUACAAUGCUGAUACAAAUAAAGUGCAGCUCCAUCUUGUCUGACAAAUUUUGUUUAUUUACCGUGGCACUAAACGAUGUUAGACCUUUUUUUUUUCUCUGAGUGAAUUUCUUGAUCUCCAUGACUUUGUAUGAUUUCCAUUGAAGUCUGAAUAUAUUUUGUCUAAUAUUGCGACCAAAAUUGUGAUGUAUUUGAUGGGUUUAUCAAACACAAAUCAAUUAUACCAAACAUUACGGUAUUUUGGUGAAUGAUUCUUACUGAAGCCCAUUGGAGCCUAUGUGCAAAUGGUAACUAUUGGAAAUCCCAUAAUAGCAAAUAAUGAUAUUUGACAGUUACCAAGGGUGUGAUACUCGCAUUGAAACUAGUUCUUUGUAAUAUAUUUGAGAGGAAUGCCCAGAUACGGUUUAGAAAGGAACUAAAGGUGGUGCCAGAAAUGUGAAUGCUGUAAUUAUUAUUUAGUUCCCCCAAUUACUGGCAAAUACUUAGUACUGACCAGUGCAUCAACCUGCGCCAGAAUCCUCUGGCAGUUAAUUAGUGGAGUGUCAGACUUGGUUAAAUCAGCAUUCUGAUGCUAUUUGCUAUUUUGAGAGUGUCUGCUGUUAUAAGAAAGUAAAAUCCUAGCCCCCUACUAAACGUAAUGGAAAUGCACUUUAAGCUCAAAUUUAAUAGCUAUCAAAUAAUUGAGUACAUAUGUAUAUUGUUAGGAUUCCGACCAUUUGAUUUUAUUUUUCCAAUCCUUUUCAGUUCAAACAUUAUCUUCUUUCCUGUCCAUUCGUUGUGUGUUGAAUAUUUGGUUAACUUGGUAGUUUAGUUUAUUCUCAAACCUGAUUUGUAAAAUUUAAUUUGUAGAUAUUUUUCUGUAUAAAGAGAACAUUUUUUAAAGUUUUAAUCUAUUAUGUAUAUAUGGCACAUUGGAUUAAUAAAUUACAUUCUGUGU
Messenger RNA from Callorhinchus milii (elephant shark), 4478 nucleotides. RefSeq names its product coiled-coil domain-containing protein 186 (gene ccdc186). The record is from RefSeq and is a predicted model, not a curated record. Gene Ontology annotation, molecular function: small GTPase binding. Gene Ontology annotation, cellular component: trans-Golgi network. Gene Ontology annotation, biological process: vesicle cytoskeletal trafficking. Lineage: Eukaryota; Metazoa; Chordata; Chondrichthyes; Chimaeriformes; Callorhinchidae.